Messenger RNA from Lytechinus pictus (painted urchin), 6249 nucleotides. RefSeq lists its product as uncharacterized. Gene Ontology annotation, biological process: tRNA splicing, via endonucleolytic cleavage and ligation; tRNA-type intron splice site recognition and cleavage. The transcript has 11 exons. The coding region runs from base 129 to 2672 and encodes 847 amino acids. Gene Ontology annotation, molecular function: tRNA-intron lyase activity; nucleic acid binding. The record is from RefSeq and is a predicted model, not a curated record. NCBI's taxonomy places the organism in Eukaryota, Metazoa, Echinodermata, Echinoidea, Temnopleuroida, Toxopneustidae. Gene Ontology annotation, cellular component: tRNA-intron endonuclease complex.
AUACACCAUAGUUUGCUGGUAAAAGUGGUGCACGCGAUCGACUGACACAAAACGGUGAAUAGAUCUAGAGUCUGAGAACCUUUAUCAUUGACAUUAUCAUUCGUCUAUAGUAACAAGAUGUCUUAAUCAUGCCAUCAAUGACACUCACAAAACCUCGUAGGAAGCGAUGCGUUCAUCAACCAGAAGAAGCUCCAUUUCCCGUCCCCAUAGAAACGAUCACUCACAAGCCGGCUGCCAACCGCCAAUGGUUUUUCUACAACGCCCAGAUGAUUGAGAAUGAUGUCAUUGUUCAGAAAGAGGGAGACAUUGUGUUUUUGAGUAAGAUGGGUUUCUUUGGUAAAGGAAUCCUAUCAAGGAGUAAACCUGAACAUCAAUUCUUUGCCUCAUCUUUUCAAGGAGCCCAUAGGAGAAACUUACCACCCAAAGAGCGGAGAUUCCAACAGCAAAGAUUUCAACAAGUACGCCAACACAAGUAUGAGAGACAUCUUUCGUGGCAGAAGCAACUGUUAUUGCAGCAAAGGCAUCGCAAUAAUGAAGAGUCACUGGGAUUAAAGAAUAGUACGAUUACUGAGGAUUCCAUGCAGAGCCCACCCUAUAAGAUAGCAAGUGGGUCUGCAAAACGAGUAAAGCGUGCAACAGUCUCCGAGCGCAACCAUCGCGCAGGGAUUACAACAACUGAUUGUAAGAAGGAGCGGCCGGAAUGGAGGUUGGUUCCAGAGAAUGAGUGUGGGUUGGUGGUAUCUUGCCAAUCUGGAAGGGACAGCAGUCAAACAAUGUCCUCAGAAAAUCUCUUUGUAUCUUCUACCCACCAGGCAAAGACUGAACCUAUGCUGCAAAGCCCAAUAAAGCUUCCUUCUAGUAAUAGGCCUAAGCCUGGAUACGUGGAAGGUAAUGAUUGGAUUAGAUCACCAAAGAGCCCUUUUGAUGGAAAUACGGAGAGUAGACAAGAUGCGCAGGUUUCGUAUCAUCUUUCUGUUAAAGAUUAUCAUCUUGGUACAGAUGACUCUGUAGGGCGUAAGUUUGUCUUCCAAUCUGAGGCUGCUGGUGUGAAGCACACCAUCGGCUCUAGUGAACCAACUUCAUCUUGCCUUCCAUACUCUACUGAUCAAAGUAUUAAACAUGACCGUAGUGAGAAGAUGUUAUCGUCAGGGCAAUCUGGGUUGGUCUGGGACACAAAAGAUGCAGACUGGGCUGAGCACACGGAAGUGCGGAGGGUAGAAGAUGAAGGACAUGGGGGAAAAGAGAACAAUAAAGAACUCCUUGACAGUUCCAGGAUUGAAACAAGUGCCUGGUCCUUGUCAUCUUGGAGGACAGAUCCUGCUGAUUGGAAUCAAGGUCAGGAUGUUGAUAGAGCCCAGUCCCACUCCCAGUCUUGCCAAAGGCGAGACGAGAUUGGCUUCAGAGGAAUCGGCCCUUCUCAAAUUGCAGAGUCAGAUUCUCUUUGCAAUGACGGACAGGAUGGAGGCGCUGAUGGAGCAACAACAAGUGGAUCCUACACUGGUCUUUCAGCACUUGGAUUGGAUCAGACAUCCAUUGAGGAUGAGAAGAAGAGAUCAAGUGGCCACCCAUUUUUGAGUGAGGAAUGGACCAGUGACCCUAGAGAUUGGGAUAUGAAUGAAGGAGACCAAGCCCUAGUCUCUAAAACCAAGGAACAGGAUAACAGGAACUCUACUAAAGAUCUAGGUUUUGACGAUAGCUAUGACCCAACUGAGGAGCAGAGUGAGGGUUUAGAGCCAUCAACUUCAAUGAACCCACAGGAAGCAUCUUAUUCUGAUGAACAGUUGAUAAGUGAAAGGAUGAAAAGAGACUUUAGUGUCAGUGACCGUAAAUACCAUCCAGAGGAAGAUGGUAAAGAAAGUUUAAGACGAUUGAAUAAUGAUGUCAUGGAAUCUUUCAAGCAAGACAAGGUGAACAAGUCAUUAGAGUUCUCUGUGGCUCCAGAAAGAGAUUCCGAAUCCGAUCUUAGCAAUAUCAAUGGUUCCUUUGUUGCUGUACCCACGCCAGUGGAGUUUGAUGAUGCCACCACAAGCCAGACAGAGAGCAAUAAUAUUCUCAGUAUCAAGGGAAAAGAUGCUCACAAAAAGAAUCGUGAAGUCAAGACAGGUCCAGUAAGGCACAAUGACCCGUAUCCUAUCUUUGAACAUCUUCAACUCAGCUAUGAGGAGGCCUUCUUCUUGUCAUAUGGACUUGGAUGUUUGAAUCUGAAAAACACUAAUAAGGAACAAAUGGACCUAACCGAGAUGUGGAGAACGUUCCGUCGCCACCAGCCAAGCUUUGUGGCUAACUAUAUCGUUUAUCACUUCUUCAGAAGCAAGGGAUGGGUGCCUAAGACGGGGCUCAAGUUUGGAGCAGAUUUCAUCCUGUACAAGAAGGGUCCACCUUUCUACCAUGCGAGUUACUGUGUAUAUGUCUUUAUGGUCAAUGAGGAGGAUAUUGAUCAGCAUGGUGUCCAUAAGAUAAACUGGUCUUCCCUGAUGGGUAGGGACCGUGUCAUCGAAAAUGCUGCAAAGGAGCUGAUGUUCUGCUUCGUGAUCAAGCCCAGCAAGUUGCGUCAAAAGGACCUGGAAUCCCCUGCAUGCAUCCCACAAUUCAAGGUUCAGGAGAUGCUGAUGAAAAGAUGGGUUCCUUCUCGUGGAAGACAACAAAAUCAGAUGGAUGAAGAAGUAACUUAGCAAUCCUUGUACAUGUCAGAAGAGUAAAAUGCAGGGAAGGGUCAAGUUAAAUGCUAGUAAAUCACAUUGACCUGUAAUUUCAAGAGAAUGGUUUCAAAAUCAUGAAUAAUAAUUGUUCCCACACCAUAAUAGAUACAGGUCUGGUAAGUUCUAAUGUAGUUUAUUUGAACUAAACGCUGUGAAAGAAUUAAAUCGGAGAACACUGACUAAGUAAAAGUGAACAGAUUACCGGUAGCACAUGUAGGCAUGUGUAUUAUAAUAACCAGGUAAAAACAAAUUUCUUCUUUAAUUAAAAAGUGUGUUAUAAUUUGAAGUUCAAAUUCUUUAGGAUAAUAAUGAUUUGCCGUAUGUGAUUUUGAAAACCCACAUUCUUUUUUGUUUUGUAUGUGAUAUCUGUUUUAAAAGUUGUCUCCUUGUUAUGUGUUUUCAUUUGAUAAGGAAAUAAGACGAACUUCAGAUUGUUCAUGUAGAUCACUAUGGAUCAAAUGAAGAUCGAUUGAUUGAACAUUGUUUUCAUUUCAGGGCAAGUCCAAGGGAAUGUCCCCUCAGAUGUCAAAAAAUCAUCUUGACUUAAUACAAUUGCUAUGACACUGUAGCCAAAGAGUUAAAUAAUUUAUUUCCAAAAAAACAAUAUCUAAAUUCUGCAAAUUGCGCAAAAAUUUGUGCUCUCAUUUAAUUAUAACAGCACACUUUGUAUGGGACAUUAAUCUGAAAAUAUUCAUCUAAAAUCAGUUGAAUUUAUUUUUGAUCUAGUUCUUUUAUGAAUGAGGACCCUCAAUUGUCUGGUUUAAUUUGCAAUUGGUAAGAAAGGAUCAGCUCAUUAAUUAUGCAUAUUUAUGUGAUUUUCUGGAACCACGUGUCCCCAUAGGUAAGGAUUUGAGUAUGUACAUUUUUUAGCUUUUUCUUAAUCUUUAAAUAUCAAACAUUGACAUACCCCCCCCCCCUCCACAAAGUUUGAAGGGGGUAUGUAGGAAUCAGCAUACGGUCCAGCAGGUGGCAAUCAGUCGGACCAUUGUAUUUGCACUUCAAACUACCUCCUCAAUUUUUAACAAAUUGUCAUGAAAUUUGGAACUCACAUUAGUCUUUAGGUAAAGAUGUACAAGACACAUUUCUGUGUGUGUCAGAAAUCGUGUUGCCAAAAACAUAUAGCAAAAAUUGGGUAAAAAUAUUGUGGUUCAAACUACUUCAUCAGUUUUCAACCAAUUCCAUUAAAAUUUCGUUUACAGAUUGGAUUUGAGGUAAAAAUGUGCAAGACACAUUUUUUGUGUAUGUCGAAAAUCAUGUUGCCAUGGUUACAACAUAUAUCAUGAAAUUGGGUUAAAGUCUUGUAGUUCAAACUACUUGAUCAGUUUUCAACCAAUUCUAAUGAAAUUUGGCUUACACAUUGGAUUUUAGGUAAAUAUGUGCAAAGCACAUUUCUGUGUGUGUGUCAGAAAUCAUGUUGCCAUGGUAACAGCAUAUAUACCAAAAAUAAGAUUUAAAAAAUCUUGCAACUCGAACUACAUCCUCAACUUUUAAUGAAUUCUCAUGAAAUUUGGCUUACACAUUGGAUUUGAAGUAAAGCUACACAAGCUACAUGUAGUAACCUUGACUUCUAAUGCUCCACCUCCCCCCCCCCCCCCCCCCCGAGUGACAAGAAUCAAAAUACCCCUGGAGGCCGGGACUAUUAAAUUUUAACCAUGUCUUACCCUAAUUCACCCCUUGCGUGUAACUGGUACCAUAACAUUAUCCUCUCUCCCAUGAAGUCACUGCUGAAAUCCUUAAGAUAAAGUUAAAAUGCUACACUAAAAUUACUAUUCCUGCCCUCUCAUGCAUCAAAUUCCAAUGAAUACCUCAUAGUAUUUGCUCAAGUUACUGAACAUGUUCAUAAUUGAUCAUUACUAUAUCACAACACCUUUGACUGUGCAAGUUCUAAAGGACUCUCCUCUAAAAAAACUGGGAAAAAAUUGAAGGCUUAUUUCUACCCAGCCUAAUUUCUGUACCCUUCAUAUAAGUGGGCAGUGCUCACACGAGCAUGUUUAGUUUUCCAUCAUUUUGGUGUCAUUUGAAAGUUGAGAUUACUUUCUAAAGCCCUUUUCCCCAAAGUGAUAUUUUUUUGGUAGCCAUUUCUAAAUUGUAUAGUUUUUUUGAGAUGCACUGUAUAAUAACACAGCUAAAUCCAAAUGCUCUGAAUAUUUUUCAGAGGUUGAAAUUCUUAAGGUGCAGGAUAUCUUGGGCUUGCCCUUCUUUAUUGUCUUUCUAUAACUUCUCAUCCAGUCUGAACUGUAUAUGUCACAAUUUCAUAUUUCUAUUCUUAACAAAAUGUUAUACAUAUGUAUGUGUGUGUGUAUGUAUGCAUGUCUGUAUGUUUAUAAAUCAUGCAUUGUACAUAAUCUGAUAUAUUUUUCCUCAUUGUAUAGAGAUUAUAUUACAAAUGCCAAUUUAUUCUCUGACACGAACGAGCAGUUGAAAAGAAAUUAUUAUAUUUUCGUAAUGUUUGAAAUAUCAUGUACAGUCCACUAAUACAUGCAUAUUUUAAUUAUAGAAUCUAUACAGAAUGGUUUGCUGAAAAUUUGCUUGUCAACUGGUUUUUCCAUCAGUUUGGUCAGUUAACGGGGAAACCAUGUAAAGUGAAUAUUGCUUUCAGAUGUGCAGUUCUUAAGUUUAUAGAUCGAGUGAUUGAUUGGUAUUUUAAAAGUAUUGGUUAUUCUUGUAAUUCACCGUUUCAUUACUCUAUGGUUUGUAGUUAAGCAUAUUUCAUCUAAUUGCUAAUUUUGAGUACCGGUAGUGGUAGUUUUUGUUCAUUGAUGUUCUAGUUUCAUUUUAUAUAAUCUUGCCAUUGUAAUUGUCGCUUUAUUACUGUAUCACGUGUGUGAAGUCUCAUUUGUAGUCCAAGUGACGCUAAAGAUAUUUGGCCAUGGAUGCAUGAAAUCAUGUUUGUUAUCUUUUUUUUUCAUUGACACCUAUCAUCAUCUAGGGUUAGAAGACAAUUAUUUUACUCUUUCAUUGUAACUACUCUCAAUGUAUUGUGCUUUAUAUCUUUAUUGAAAAAGGCACUAUAGAAAUUUUAUUAGUAGUAUUGUUAUUAUUUUAUGUGGAGCGUUGUGGCCCAGUGGAUUAGUCUCCGGACUUUGAAACAGAGGGUCGUGGGUUCAAAUCCCAGCCAUGGCGUAGUUUCCUUCAGCAGGAUUUUUAUCCACAUUGUGCUGCACUCAACCCAGGUGAAGUGAAUGGGUACCUGGCAGGAAUUUAUUCCUUGAAAUGCCGAGUGCUGGAAAGACUGCUUGAGCUACAGCCAGGGUAAUAAUAUCCAAGUCCUUUGGAAGCGCAUAGAGACGAUAUUCAUAAUGUGUUAUGCGCUAUACAAGAACUGACUAUUAUUAUUAUAUAUAUCAAUUACAUUCAUAAUAUAAGCCCUUUACAUUGAGAAUGAAAUUGAUAAAUCCAUAUGGUGAUAUUUCAAAGUUUUGAUUAAACUAUAAUAAAACCUGUGAAACCACAUGAAUUGUAUAAAAUAGAAAAAUCAAAGAAACUGAUUGAUCAGUGAAAGUUUUAGAUUGAAUAAAUGAUGAAAAAGUUUUGUGCAUUGGAAUGUUGA